GUUUCAUUCAUUCGAUUUCAGUAAAGUGAUUGCGGAUAUUUUCGCAAUAGCAAUUUUUAGUUAUUUUAAUAUCGUAUUUAAGGCUUUUAAUGAAUUGAAAAGUAUUGUUUCACUCUGAUAUAUAAGAACAAGAAAAUGAAUAAAUUUAUUCUUAAUUAGAACUGGUUAAAAACUGCCAUCAAGUAGACAGUGCAGAGCUUUCGACCCGCAACAACACGUACAUAGUGCAAAAUGUUUGCGAGUCUGAAAAGCAAAAUUAAAGAGGAGACUGGGAGUGAUUUAAGCAGAUUGACAAGCAGCUGGAGGAGUGGUGCCUUUUUAGGACGCAUGAGUCUUCGAGAUGAUACCUCUACAGCCAGCCCAUCAAGUUCUGGUGGGCCUGCUGAAUCCUCUUCAGAUUCACUAUCACCACAGUUAGAGUCAUACUUGACGGAGCGUACAGGUGGUCAUAUAGAUCAAACAACCCUCCAGCAGCAGUAUUCUGGGCAGUUGGAGGAUAAACUGCGAGAGAGAGAUGCUUACUGGCAACAAAAAUUAGAAGAACUGAAGAAUUCCCUUUCUUCUGUUCAAGGCGAAGAAGCGGCAGCAGCCCAAGCUGUAGCUCGAGCAGCUCAAGCAGAAGCGGCGAAAGCGGCCAGUGAGCGAGAUGCAGCCGAGAAACAAGUGAACGAACUACGUGGACGAGUUGCUGCACUCGAGCGUGCGCAGGAUAGGCUCGAUACUCUCACGGAGGAGCUAGAACAGGCGCGUCGCGAAUGGGCGCGGGAACGUAGCGAGUUGGCAGCAUCUGUUAGCACGUGGGAGGGUCGCUCGCGGGAUUUAGCUGAUGAAGUAGCGUUAGUGAGAGCUGCUUUGCCGCCUUCAGAACCAUUGCAUCGCGUUCACGAAGACGACAAACACUCUCUGACCCCCACCGGAUGUGAGGAUUACGACCGCGUGUGUCGUGAACGCGCCGUCCUCUCUCGACAGUUACAGGAGGCCAAGAUGGCGUUGGCCGACGUUAAAACAUCCUGGAGUGGACAGAUUGCCUCACUAGAAACCCAGGUGGCGCGACUAUCGCGACAAGCUGGGGAGGAGGGGGCAGAAAGAAGGAGAGUGGAAACGGAAAAGAGAGAGAUGCAAGAGAAACUUAUCAAUAUGGUCACUGAACUAGAAAAGACUAAACAGAACCUCAUCAAUAGUGAAGCUAAGGAGAAAAAUAUGGAGCUACAGAGUCGUAUAGAAGCACUGACGGAGGAAAAUAAAGAGUUGUCAGCGGCAUUGGAAAGGGAACGCGAGCUCGUGUCGGCCCUCAAGGAAAAGGUGGAAUUGUCGGGGCGGUGCUGUGACGAACAGUCGGCGGAGGUGAAUCAUCUCAACUCCCUCGUCACCGAUAUGCAACACGACUACGUCGACAUGCAACGGAAGUAUGACAAAGAGAAACGUGAGAAAGAUGAGGCGUUAUUAAGAAACGCCCACAUGUCGCAGACUAUAGAGAUGAGCCAGUGCAACGUACGAUACCAGGAGGUGGAGAUAAACGAGCUCAAAACUAAAAUAACAGAACUCAACUCCCUUAUAGCUCAACACAAGGAGAACCAAGCGGCUUGUAUGCUAAUAAAGCAAAACGAAGAGGCAAAUAAGGCUGAAAUAGAAGAAUUGAAGAAACGAAUAGAAGAACUCGGCGAAAACGAAGCAGCUCUAAAGAAAACGAUACAAGACUUAGAAACUGAAAUCUGUGAUAAAAAUAAGAAAAUAAAAACACUAGAUAACCGAAUAUCCGACAUGAAAAAGACGUUACAACGUGAACUUCAAAGUAGUAAAUCAGAUUUGACGACUGCGGAAGAACAAGAUAUAAGUAGAAGGUAUCUGAAGCACGUGGUGUUGCGUUUCCUAACUGCGCGUGAGUUAGAAGCGCGUCAGUUAACGCGCGCGUUAUCAACACUGCUGAGACUGUCCGCACACGAGGAGGCGUUACUUAGAGCCGCGCUACCUCCACGUACGGGACUCGCCGCCUGGUUCCCAUCACUCAACACCUGA
Molecule: messenger RNA, 2016 nt
Organism: Diatraea saccharalis (sugarcane borer)
Lineage: Eukaryota; Metazoa; Arthropoda; Insecta; Lepidoptera; Crambidae
Source: the annotation of a GenBank genome assembly